This is a messenger RNA of Schistocerca gregaria, 775 nucleotides long. RefSeq lists its product as uncharacterized. The record is from RefSeq and is a predicted model, not a curated record. NCBI's taxonomy places the organism in Eukaryota, Metazoa, Arthropoda, Insecta, Orthoptera, Acrididae. The transcript has 4 exons. The coding region runs from base 1 to 561 and encodes 186 amino acids.
AUGACCUUCGACGAGGACUUCCUCGACGAGUUCUGCAGGCACCAGAGGCUGCUCCUGCGCCACCCACAAUCCAGCAGCGAAUCAAGUCCACAGCGCCAAGAGACAAGACUUCCUGCCAAACAGAAACAGCUGCGGGCGACUGCGUCCACUCGAGCCACAGCUGGACCACGGGCCGCUUGCAACCUGACAUCCUGCAGCCGGCACAGCCGCCACGCUUCUAGUCAGGAGCCACACAGCCUCCCGGAACUACCCAGCAUGAAGCAGCGGCGCGAGGAAAUGGAGAUUGCAGAAUUCUACAGACGGCAGAAGCAGGAGAAGGUGGACAAGGCAGGCGUGGUGCGGCUGUACGAGCAGGAGUGCGAUAUGAGUCUGGCGAAGCUGAUGAGGGCUGAGGCGGCCAAGGAGCGCCAGCGCAGGAAACACCUACUGCGGGCGGCGCGGGUUGACAUACUGGGUACGUCCAGCGACCACGUCACUGAGGCCUUAGAGCGACGCAUCUCCAAGGCGGGCGUCCCACUGAGGUCCAAUGUCCCCCUCACUACCAGCAUGUGUCCCUGCUGAACUCACCGCUUCUCGUCAAUCCAUCUGAGUGUAGUUCGGGAAGUAAUCGAACCUGAAUGUCACUGUUGAAGACAAUGUAUCUGAUAAAUGGAACUUGAAAGCAGUGGUGAUGGAAAUCAGGAUGUGUCACAGUUUGCAAAUUAUGAAAAUUCUUGGGUAUCUUUUGUUAAAUGAUGAAUACAUUAAAAAAAUAGCGUAUUUUUGAGGAAAAAAA